Pygocentrus nattereri (red-bellied piranha) is the source of this 6086-nucleotide messenger RNA. RefSeq names its product EF-hand and coiled-coil domain containing 1 (gene efcc1). The transcript has 8 exons. Lineage: Eukaryota; Metazoa; Chordata; Actinopteri; Characiformes; Serrasalmidae. The record is from RefSeq and is a predicted model, not a curated record. Bases 216 to 2090 code for a protein of 624 amino acids. Gene Ontology annotation, molecular function: calcium ion binding.
CUCAGGAGCAGGACAGAGCAGAGCAGAGCAGAGAAGAGGAGACCACAGCAGAGCAGAGGAGAACGGAGAACAGAGGGACAGCUAACAUGAUCCGAGCAAUAGAGUGUAUGAAUGUGUGCAUAUGUGUGUUGGCUGCAUCUGCCGAACCCAUUAAUACGUUUGAACCGCUAUAAAGGGUCUUCCUAUGAAGGGGUGGGGAUAAAUAAGGCUAAAGGAUGGAAAUCUCAGAUGCAUGUGAUCCAUACAGGCGUCCAGCGCGCAGGACACAAUGGAUAGUGAGCACGCUGGCUUACCACUAUGGACUGGAUCGUGGAGUGGAGAAUGAGAUCAUUGUGCUAGCUACGGGCUUAGACCAGUAUCUGCAGGAGAUUUUCCACCAUUUGGACUGCCAGGGAGAUGGUAAGAUCCCAGCUGAGGAUUUUAGGAUUCUGUGCGAGGUAUUGGGUCUUGAAGCCGAGGCUGAGCCAGAAGAAUGCUCCGGUAUCCUGGAGUCUCUGCCCGUGGAGUUCACCUUCCGUCAGUUUCAUGCUAAACUCUGCGGCUACUUUAGCACCAAGGCUGGGCGAUGCUACGAGGAUGGACGGCUGUUGGUUGGAGGGGACAGCGAGCACAUCGAAACUCAGAUACGCCUCAGGAGUCCCCUCAGGCGGCGCGGGAAGCUGCUUACCGCCGCGGGUUCCGCAGCGAGUCCUGGAGAUUCGUCGUGCAAGGCUGGCUCAUGCACACGGGAGUGCUACGAGGAGAUAGUAGCUCUGGAGGAGGCGGAGGACAGGAUGGCCAAACUGGAGGAGGAGAAUGCCAGUUUGAGGGAACUAGUGGAGGACAUGAGGGCUGCGUUACAAAGCAGCGAUGCCAGGGCACUAGCAUUGCAGGUUGGACUCUGGAAAAGCCAUGCGAAACACAGGCCAGACAGUGGCUGCUUUAUUGGUCACCAUAAGCGAGCAGCUCAGAAGUUCAAGUGCCAGGGAAACCUGAAAAGCGUCCAGGGUUUCCAGCGUGAGAUGGAGAUGGCUCAGGUCGGGCAGGUGGAGGAGGCCCUGCUGCUGAAGCAGAAGAGGUUGGAGCAGGAGCUGAGGGGGUCCCGGGAAGCCACACUGAUGCUUGAGGAGUGUAACCGGACCCUAAAGAAGGAGCACAUGGAGAUGAGGAAGAAGGUAGAGGAGGCCAGGCAGGCUCUGUUCAGUGGCCUGGCAAAGGUGAAGGAGCUAGAGGCAAAAGCUAGCCAGAUACCCACCCUACAGAGACACGUACAACAGCUGGAGAUGGAGCUUCUGUAUUACAGGUCAGAGGUGUCCAAAGUGUCUGUAGUGUUCAGCAGUGUGGAGGAGAUGCAGUACAGCCGUCAGAAUCGCCGCUGCUGCCUGGAUUCCCAGCGAGACCGGGAUUCCCCAACUGGACGGGCAGAAAACGCUCACGAUAAUGUGGAGGAGCAGCUGUUCCGCUCUGUGGAGGGUCAGGCAGCUUCAGAUGAGGAGGAGGAGCGCUGGACGGGAGAGCAGCAGAGGCAGGUGGACGAGGUGAAGAGGAUACUGACCAGACUCUCCUGCUGUGGAGACAGGUGUGAUGAGAGGGCUCUGAAGAGGCUGCUGUCCCAUUGUGGAGAGUCACGAGCAGAGGAGAGUUACACUGCUGUUCUGGAGCUGCUGGACAGAGUGACCCGCCUACACAAACAGCUGGAGCUCAGAGAGAGCCAAGCCAGAAGAGACCACCCAGAUCCUGAGCAGAUAAAGGAUGCCUUGCUGCAUGAGCUCCAGCAGAAGGCUGAGGAAACGGAGAUGCUCCACAGGGAGCUGCAGAUGCUGGAGACAGAGCGUGUGCGGCUCUCUUUGGUGGAGGAGAAACUCAUGGAUGUCCUGCAGCUCCUUCAACAGCUCAGAGAACUGAAUGUCUCAAGAAGGUCACUGGGGAAGAUUUUACUGAGCACGCUGGAAUCCUGCAGCGAUCCCCAACAUGGGAAGGCUCAUAUUCUGGAGGUGCUGAAUGCUCUUUGUCAUGAACUGGCUGCCUGUGAGAUUCUCUCAGCAAGUGCCACGUUAGAGAAAGCCCAGAGUCACCAAUCCCUCACCAACUCACUCCUGAUCUCCUGUUGAGCAAUACUGCCACCUGCUGGCUAAAUGGUGCUCUUUACCAGUGAUGCAGACUUGCACUAGGACCUCCUUGAGCCUUGUUGCUAACAGCAAAUGAAAGUGAACAACUACCAUUUAGCACUAUGCAAAUCAUAUCAUGCUAACUGGUAGUCAAGUCCACAUUAGCUUAGCACUUCACUUCUCAGCGCUGACAAGUGCUCGAGUCGAGGCUUUAAUAACUUGUCUAUAUUUCUGUGUCAUGUUUGUCUAUUAAGAGAUUAGAUUCAUGAAGACAGUUUUCAUGAAGCCAAUGCUGGGAAAAUGAUUGCUAUUGGACUUCAAGGAACCCUCCAGCUCUUUCCAACCUAAUCUCUGUCUGCUGCAUCUGUAUUAAAGGGCCCAUAUCAUUCUUGCUUAUAUUUAAUCUUUUUCUUUGAGACCCACUUAAUGUUUGCGAGGUUUUAUAUACCGAAAACCAUUCUAAUUCAUUUUUACGUAAAUAUUUUAGAUCUUUAUCCCUUAGAAUUAAACAGGCUGUUUUUUGUUACUGUCCCUUUAAGACCGAUAUAUGUAAAUGACCUCUGUUUUGAUUGGCUGCCCUGUAUUGUGCCUUAUUCAAAAAGAAGUCCAGACAUAAACACCCCUUAUGACUUGUGUAUUGUGAUCGGGCAGAGCGAAACUGCUGUUGGCUGAAUAGGUAGUUAUGUGUAAAUGAGUUGUCUUCUGUGACAUCACAAAAACAAAUUAAUUUAAAACUGGCUUUCUUCCCAUGUAUGGACUGAGGAGUCAUUGUUAGUUAAUUAACAAAAGUAAUUUUGUUUUUAAAAAAUACUUUUUUCAUGAUAUGGAUCCUUUAAAUUGUAAUUUAUUUAAGAAUAAUUUCAGCACAUUUCCCUGCUCUUAUUAAAAGACUGAAAACCUCUUUGUCUUGAAACUCGCUUAUAUUAGAAGUUGUGGGCAGUUGCUGAAAUUUGUGACUAAGUAUGUGUAGUACAUGAGGCAAAUUUAAAACUGCAACUUUUCCACUGCAACAAAACAGGUGUUAAUAUGGACAGACAAAGAAUAUGUCAUACAAAAAUGAGGGGAAAAAAGUUUGUUCUCUUCUAAAUACAGGAACAUUUCAUCCAAAUUGUUGUUCCUGCUAACUGACCAUACAGUACUGACGCAGCAGACAAAGAUUAGACUGGAAAAAAUAAACAAAAACGCUGGAGUAUUCCAUUAAGGACAGAAUCAUAGGCUUCUGCGCCAUCUCAGCGCUAACUGGUACUGACUCAUCUCAGUUUGUAAUCAAAUGUUUAUAUUUCUGUGUCGUGUUUGUCUUCUCACUGUCUGAGAAAGGACUAGGAAGGAGUUAGGAGUAUAGCCAGAUGAGUCAAGAUUGUCUGGCUGGAGAAUUUUCUUUGCUUUUAUAAAAUGAGAAUUUCCAUAGAUAAACACUGAUAAUGUUUUCAAAGUGUUGUUACAGCAGUCUGUAGUGCAGUUAUUGGAGCAGAAGAUCCAUGCAUUUUAGAACAAGCUUUUUGAUUGAGGCACCAUACAAAGAACAGAGGUCAUUUACUGUGUACUGUGCAAAAAUCAGAGACCUUCCUUUAUUCUUGAUUUAACACUCACUAAGUACAAGUUCUUUGCACUUGCCUAUCUCCAGGAGAUAUUUGUCUAGCCAUUAGAUAUAAGAUGGGGCAAAGUCAAAGGAAAAAAAAAGUCAGUGAGUUUUCAGAACUGGAGAUAAAAGAUCUAGAGAAUAUCAGACCCCUAACAACCAUGCAAGACCUGGUAGACCACCAAGUGAUGAACAUGUUCAUCUUUGAGAGGAGAAAAUCAAGCUCUGCACUUGCCUCAAAUUUGAAAUAAUCCAUCUUUCUGUCCAUCCUUCUAUUCUAUUCUGCAACUCAAAGAAAGAAGCUGCUGGUGUUCCCAGAGCAAUAGACUGGCCAACCCAGAGAGGCCUCAACAUCACUGAAUAUGUUUGGCAUUAUUUGGAUCGUGAGAAGCAGAAAGUGCAACCAGCUUUCUAAGACUGAACUUUAGAGGAGUGGAAAUCCUUGCAGAUUUCUUUAAACAACUGAAACUGUCCUGAAUAGAAUUGAAGCUGUAAUAAAGACAAAGUGUGGACACUCUUAUUACUUAAAAACCAAAUAUAUUUAUCUGUUGAGGCUAAAUGAAUGAGAAUGUGUAGCUUUCAAUGAAAUAUGUUUUCAGCAUAUUGUAUGGAUGCUGAAAAAUUAAUACCUUGUACUUAAUGACUGUUUUGACUGGAAAUUUCCCAAAUGAAGGGUAGUCUCUGUUUCUGAUGACAGUCUUAAAGGCACGCUAACAAAAUCUGUUUAAUUCUAAGGGACAAAGAGAGUCCGUAACAUGCAAAACAGCUUUUGUUAACCAAAAGACACAAGUGUUAUAAGUGAACUUUAAAAUUGAACAUGGGCCCUUUAAGUUAUCCGGCUGACGGAGGAAUCCAGCUUUGUAAAAUGCCGCUAAGUAUUUGCAAAUCCAUUUUAUCAGUGUGUUAGAUAAAGCUUUAGUUGUGUUACGGAACCCAUGCUACCAUUACUCAGUGCUUAGGCUUGUAUAUAUUGGUGCUGUGCUGGGAUUAAGUGACAUAAACUAUAGUUGUCAGUAAGAAAUCUCUCAGGUAGUCUUAUGUGCAGCUCAGUCGAUCAUUUUGAUUGAUGACGAUUUAUGGAGGUCAUGUGACAAUUCUGAGUACAUCUCCUCCUAAGGAUAUAAGAACACGAAAACAGAUCUAGCCAUUGUCAAGUUAAGCAUAUGUAUGUUUUGUUCUAUAUACAUUUUAUAUUUUAGCUUUGAAAUUACUUUUAGCACUUGUUUUUUUAAGAUGAUAGCUCCAUUUUAGUCUUCUUGUGGGUGAUGGUGGUAUGUCAGUAUUUUGGGGGAAUGAAAAUGACACAAUGUAACCCUUGGGGUAAAUCUGAAACUACAGCCUGACCGAUAUAAACAGUUGGCUAAAAACGCUGACUUUGGAGUUGUUAAUAUUUGGCUCCCUUGUGGCACAACUGUCCAAAGCAGAGGUCUUAAACUACUGGCCACAGCUUCAUACACAAAAGUCAUGUUUACAAUUUGUCCUUAAAUUGAGCCAGAGAAUUUGUGAUUUUUUUGCUUUUUCUGUCCCUAAAUAUUAUAAUUUAGCUGUAACUGUUAUUCUAAUGUAUACCAAUAGUUAGUUAAAUCUGCCUUUGUGGAUUCAUCCAUAUCAUAAUCAGUGGAUACAGUGUAUCAGAUGAAUCCACUGAGAAUUGUCCUCCUUUACCAAACUUGUGUUCAGCAGGCAUGCCAAUGCUAUCACAAUAACAGUCCUAUAUAAUUCUGCUGUUAAACGUACAUUUACCUGAGUUAAAGGAUCACCAAAAUAUGAUAUGCUACAUAUUUACAUUAGUACUACUACUAAUACUAUUUUUAUUUGUUGUAGUAGUAGUAGAUCUGGACAGCAGAAUUGCUAAUAAACAUUGACCAGGCCUUGCUUAAAUGAGUAUAUAUGUUAUGCAGUUCAAUUUAAAUUUAUUAAAUAAUAAACAUUUUACAGUUACAUUUCAUACUAUGAAAAAAAGAUACUCUUCCACUGCAUUCUUUCAUUUGGGCCUCCCACUUGGAGAAGAUGACCUUCAUUUGGGCCUCCCACUUGGAGAAGAUGACCUGGCUACUGGCCCCUCCAGGUAUUUAGAGUUUGAGACCCCUCGUCUCAAGUGUCACAACCUUUGGGAGAUGGCGAUGUCACAUCCCAGUGAUGGCAAAAAAACAACACAAUUUUCAGUGUACUGCCAGUUACCAACAUUGGACAACAUGGCCAACCAAUAUAUUAGUUGGGCUCUUACCAGAAUAUUCUGUUCUUGUUUUUUUGUCUAUUUUUGCUUGUUGUACUGUGUGCAGGUUAAAGGAUUCUGCCCACCUCUUUACUUCUUAAUGACCUUUUCACCCCCAGAAUAUGACCUUCUGACUGCAAGCAGGACAAAUAAAUGUCAUGAAUACCUUUGAUACAUUCUUGCCUAAUAAAGAACACAAACAGCA